This is a messenger RNA of Hibiscus syriacus, 981 nucleotides long. Its product is annotated as myb-related protein 308-like. NCBI's taxonomy places the organism in Eukaryota, Viridiplantae, Streptophyta, Magnoliopsida, Malvales, Malvaceae. The transcript has 3 exons. Bases 162 to 506 code for a protein of 114 amino acids. The record is from RefSeq and is a predicted model, not a curated record.
AUCAACAGAACCCCCCCAAAUUAAAUAUCUUCCACGAAACCAUCAUCUUACCAAAACACCAUCCCUCCUCCAUAUUUAGUUAAAACUCAAACUUGUCCAUUUCCCUUAAACAAGUUCCUCCCAUUCAAUCCUACUACUUGUUGUUGCAGGAUCUGAUUUUCAUGGGACGAUUACCCUGUUUCGAGAAAUCACAUACGAACAAAGGCGCCUGGACCAAGGAGGAAGACGACCGCCUCAUUGAUUAUAUACGUGUCCAUGGCGAAGGUUCUUGGCGUUCCCUCCCCAAAGCUGCCGGGCUGCUUAGGUGCGGUAAAAGUUGCAGGUUAAGAUGGAUGAACUACUUGAGACCUGAUCUUAAGAGAGGAAAUUUCAGUGAAGAUGAAGAUCAACUUAUCAUCAAGCUUCACAGUUUACUUGGAAACAAAUGGUCUUUGGGAGAUUACCGGGAAGAACAGAUAACGAGAUCAAGAACUACUGGAACACACACAUCAAAAGAAAGCUUGUGAGUGAAGGAAUCGAUCCCCAAACGCAUCGUCCUCUCAACCAAACCUCCAAUAAAAGCAGCACCGCUAAAGCCAAACCCGUCGCACCCAGUGAAUUGGAUUUUAGAAACGCGACCGCUGUUGCCAAAACCAUUUCCGUCACACCCAUACCUCUGGAUUUCAAAUACGGUGAGUUUCGAGUGAAGGUCAAAUCUGAGUCCAACUGUACUCGCAGUGGCGUGAGUACAGAUAAAGAACAACGGCACGAGUUAAAUUUGGAGCUUUCGAUUGGGAUUAGUUCAGCUGGAAAGAACUCAGCCAGCUCGGCCGAGUCCAAACGGAAGGUAGAUUUCAGCAACGAGUUCCGGUUUGCCUGAGAAGCCUGAGCCAGUCUGUUUGUGUUGGCAAUUAGGUUUUCAAAGAAGCGAAAUUUGUGGGAACUGUGAGAAUAUACAAAUGGGUUGUCUAGAUCUCUUCUAGUUCUACAGCUUUGAGUUCA